Molecule: messenger RNA, 731 nt
Organism: Alternaria alternata
Lineage: Eukaryota; Fungi; Ascomycota; Dothideomycetes; Pleosporales; Pleosporaceae
Exons: 1
Coding region: 31-252 (73 amino acids)
Source: RefSeq, a predicted model, not a curated record
GGUCCCGACCCUCCACUCUCUAUCUAGGUAAUGCAAGGUUCCUGUGUCCUCCUCGCACAAAGGCUCGAGCUCUCCCACCGACUUGGCUAUCGCUUACGCCCUCAGUCAUGUCCUCAUCAUGUACACAGACAAAUUACUCGGCCCAAAAUUCCACUUCUAGAUCAAUUCGCCAGAAGUUGUGAUGCAGACCAGCCGCCUAGUAACUACGUCGCGACUCGGUCACAACAUGCAAUAGGUCUAUAUGCUCAAUGAAAUUUGGGGGCACGUUCGGGAAAAAGAAGAGUAGACAGAGAGACCUGGAUUCAAUCGAGUUAAUCAUUCAGUGUUGUGGCGUGGAAAACAUAUUUUCAAGAUCUCGAAGCCUUCCAACGACUCGGAGGUUGAACAUGGAUAGGUAAUAGGAGAGAGGAGUCGCUCCAGCACGAACUUAUCUGCGUGUGAGGAGGAGGACAGAAGGCUUGUAAUCGAAGACUACUGUACCGUGAUUCGUGGCUUAGGCCAACUCGACUAUGGUAAUGAGACAGACGUGUUCGUAUGUGCUGUUGCACAAGUCGUCAGGAGCUGGAGAAGAGGCAAGGUAAGUUGAUCUGUCUGCGUACUAACGUCGUGUCGAUCAGUUGUCUCUCGAACGGAAUACAGUGCAGUACCCGGAGAAGAAGCCAGACAGAUUGCGGGCUUACAUCUAUUCGCUCUCUCCGGUCGAAAGACAGGUCGGACCGAGAUCAUGUUCC